Molecule: messenger RNA, 1521 nt
Organism: Grosmannia clavigera kw1407
Lineage: Eukaryota; Fungi; Ascomycota; Sordariomycetes; Ophiostomatales; Ophiostomataceae
Product: major facilitator superfamily transporter
Exons: 3
Coding region: 1-1521 (506 amino acids)
Biological process (GO): transmembrane transport
Cellular component (GO): membrane
Molecular function (GO): transmembrane transporter activity
Source: RefSeq, a predicted model, not a curated record
AUGGGACAGAUCGACGAGGCAGAGCCCCGGGCUGUGGAUGUCCGGGACGAGGACAAAGAUGAAGCGCUGGCUAUAGUGGGCGAGUCUGCACACGAGCUGGACGCGGCCGUGGUGGCGCGGGUAGUGCGCAAGAUGGAUCUGUUCUUCAUCCCGGCCAUGUUUGUCGGCUACGGCAUCGUCUACUACGACAAAGCUAUCCUCGGCUCGGCCGCGCUCUUCGGCAUGACCGGUGACCUGCAGCUCUCCAUAACCAGCACGGCCACGCGGCCGGCCACAACGGACACGUCGCGGCUCAGCUGGGCCACCUCGCUCUUCUACUUUGGCAUGCUGGCUGGCGUGUACCCGAUGAGCUUCGCGCUGCAGCGUUUCCCCGUCGGCCGCGUACUCGGCCCCGUCGUCGUCGCCUGGGCUGCCGUCUGCAUGCUGACCGCGGCCGUGUCAUCCUGGCGCGGCCUCUACGUCCAGCGUUUCUUCCUCGGCUUCGUCGAGAGCGCCAUUCCCACCGCUCUCAUGGGCCUCGUCGCCGCCUUUUACACUCAGCAGGAACAGGCUCUCCGCCAGAGCUGGUGGUUCAGCAGCACCGGCGCCUUCACCAUCGCCGGCGGCGCCCUCAACUAUGCCUUCGCCCAUGUCGUCGGCGGCCGCCUGCACCCUUGGCAGUACAUCUAUCUGCUCGCCGGCUGCCUCACCCUCGCUCUCGGCCUCCUCUGCUUCGCAGCUCCCAACUCGCCCGCCACCGCCUGGUUCCUCGCCCCGUCCGAGCGCUUCGCCGCUGUCGAGCGCCUCCGCCACGGUCAGACCGGUAUGCGCUGCGUCCAUUUCAAGCCCGCCCAGCUGCGCGAGGCCCUGCUCGACCCCAAGGUCUGGCUCGUCGCCAUCAUGAUGGCAUCUGCCUACACCAUCAACGGUGCCGUCAGUGGCUUCGGCCCUCUCAUCGUCUCGACCUUUGGCUGGUCCAGGCUCGACUCUAUCCUCUUCCAGUUCCCUCUCGGCGGCCUUUGUUUCCUGUCCAUUCUGGCCACCGGCUACGUCGGCAGCCGCGUGCCCCACACCCUCAUCCCCAUGCUCAUCGUGUGCUGCCUCCCCGUCAUCGCUGGCUGCACCCUCAUCUGGCGUGCUGCCUGGACCCAUCGUGCUGCCGCUCCCGUCGUCGGCUACACCAUCACAGGAACCUUUGGCGCCGUCGUCAGUCUCGUCAUCACCAUCGGCAUGUCCAACGUCGCCGGCCACACCAAGAAGAGCUUCAUGGCUGCUUCCAUCUUCGUCGCCUACUGUGUCGGCAACAUCAUCGGCCCCCAGCUCAUCCGCACCCAGACGAAGAUGAGCCACUACCCCGAGCUGUGGACCGGCCUCAUAAUCUGCUAUUGCAUAUGCAUCGCCGCCGCCGCCGCCCUCUACGUCGUGCUCUGGCGUGAAAACCGUCGCCGUGACGCCCGGCCAGUCGACGAGAUGGAGCGCGCCAAGCUGGCCUUCCAGGACCUCACCGACAGGGAGAACCCUUACUUCCGCUAUAGGCUGUAG